UUUGGUGGACCGAGAGAGUACUAUUUUAAAUCAAAACAAAAGAUUUUGAAAAAACCCUACGAACUACUCGCUGCUGCGCCGUCCACACUCCACACGCUUCUCCCUCUCCGGCCUCCCCUCCGCCGCCAGCAUAUCGGCGCCGCCAGCAACAGCAGCUCCCUCGGCCGCCAGCAUCUCCCCUGCGCCAUUCUCCCUUGCUCUCCUUCCUUCACCGUCGAAGCACAUCACCCGGCCCCCCCACCAAUAGCUAGUUCGGUCGGUUCGGAGCACGCAUCAAUGGCGAAUCGGCGUUGCUUUCAAACCCUAACCCGCUGUCUCCAGUCCAUCAAAACCCUAACCCCUCUCUCGGAGGCCAUAGCGCCUUUCUCCGUUUAUGCCCUCAACCAAACCAUCGCCGCCACACCCCCAAACUACAUUUUCGUUAAUAAUGUUAACGUUUACCAACGCGCCGCAGUGCCCACGCGUAACUUUAACUCGAGCCCCACCGACAGCGACGAUGUCGAGGAGGAUGACGAGGAAGAUUACGAAAGCGAAGAAGAAGACGAUAUUGAAAAUGAAGAAGAGAGCGCUGUUUUGUCUGCUGAGGAUAAAAAAAUAGAGGCCGCAGAGAUAGGGUACACGGUCAUGGGCCCGCUCCAGAAAUCGGACAGGGUUUUCAAACUGUAUGAGCCCGUGUUCGCGGUUGUUCAGAUUGGAUCGCAUCAAUUCAAGGUGAGCAAUGGGGAUACCAUUUACACAGAGAGGUUAAAGCACUGUGAUGUCAAUGAUAAGUUGGUCCUCAAUAAGGUUCUUAUGCUAGGUUCACAAACACAGACAAUCAUCGGUAGGCCAAUUUUGCCUGAUGCAGCUGUUCAUGCUGUUGUUGAGGAGCAUGCACUAGACGCAAAGGUGAUCAUAUUCAAGAAAAAGAGAAGAAAGAACUACAGAAGAACAAAGGGUCAUCGCCAGGAAUUAACUAAACUAAGGAUAACGGAUAUAGAAGGGAUCGAGAAGCCAGAAAAUACUAUGCCUCUGCCUUCGUCUCCAAAGAAAGAGACGGAAAAGAAGCCAGAGAAGAAGGUGGCUAUGGAAGCUUAAUAGGCACAGAUGCUUUUCUACUACUUUCAAGAUCCAUUUUGUCCAAGAGCUCAAAGGCUGAUAUACAAUUUGUUUCCUAAUGUGGCUGCUGCUUCAGAGACUUUUACAUUCUCAUUCAGCCAUUCAGUGCCCAACUCGCUGUAUUGUAGGAUUGGUUCACAUAUUAAAGUCAAGGCUUUUAUUUCUUGGUGGAAAUAAUAUUAAUUUUAUCGAAUAAAUAAUUUAGUUUGCGUUGA
Salvia miltiorrhiza (redroot sage) is the source of this 1313-nucleotide messenger RNA. Its product is annotated as 50S ribosomal protein L21, mitochondrial-like. The transcript has 6 exons. Gene Ontology annotation, molecular function: structural constituent of ribosome; RNA binding. The record is from RefSeq and is a predicted model, not a curated record. The coding region runs from base 277 to 1077 and encodes 266 amino acids. Gene Ontology annotation, biological process: translation. Lineage: Eukaryota; Viridiplantae; Streptophyta; Magnoliopsida; Lamiales; Lamiaceae. Gene Ontology annotation, cellular component: ribosome.